Gastrolobium bilobum is the source of this 990-nucleotide messenger RNA. RefSeq names its product polyadenylate-binding protein 5-like. Gene Ontology annotation, cellular component: cytosol; nucleus; ribonucleoprotein complex. NCBI's taxonomy places the organism in Eukaryota, Viridiplantae, Streptophyta, Magnoliopsida, Fabales, Fabaceae. Gene Ontology annotation, molecular function: poly(A) binding; poly(U) RNA binding; mRNA 3'-UTR binding. Bases 1 to 990 code for a protein of 329 amino acids. The transcript is spliced from 3 exons. The record is from RefSeq and is a predicted model, not a curated record.
AUGACUCAAGUUUAUGUUUCACACAUUUUUUGGCCAGAGGAAAGAUAUCGGAAAAAUGAAUUAUCAAAUUUCACUAAUGUGUAUGUGAAAAAUUUUCCGGAAACAUAUACGGAUGAGUAUCUGAAAAAGUUAUUUGGCCCUUGUGGUACAAUAACUAGUGCAACUAUAAUGAAGGAUGUGAAUGGGAAGUCAAGGUGUUUUGGUUUUGUAAAUUUCCAAAGUCCAAAUUCAGCAGCAGCUGCAGUUGAGAUGUUAAAUGGAACUACUGUCAUGGAUAACAAGGUUUUAUUUGUGGGGAGAGCUCAAAGAAAAGCAGAAAGAGAGGCUGAGUUGAAAGCCAAAAUUAGCGCAUAUGAAAAAUUACAAGGAACUAAUUUGUACGUGAAAUUUCUUGAUGAUGACGUAGAUGAUGAAAAGUUGAGAGAAGUAUUUUCUGAGUUUGGAACUAUAACAUCCUGUAAGGUGAUGCUGGAUGCACAUGGGCAUAGCAAGGGAUGUGGUUUUGUGGCAUUUUCUACUCUGGAGGAAGCAAGUAAAGCCUUAAAAGAAAUGAGUCACAAGUUUAUUGGACAAAAGCCUUUGUAUGUUGCUAUUGCCCAGCGAAAAGAAGAGAGGAAGGCUUAUUUGCCGGGUCAUUUUGCUGAAAUGCGUGCAAAAAAUCUUGCCUGGAAGGAAGCUUGGUGUCGCUCUAGAGAGUCCAAUCAACUUAUCAAGAUAGAUAACAUGAGUUGGCUUCAGAGAAUAAAUGUUAUCCAAGAACCUGCAAAGCUCCCAAAAUUCAUUCAUGAUCAGGAGAAGCAAAAUAUGAUGUUAAAUAUUAUUGCACCUCACAUACUUCUCGACAAGGUGGAGAAGAUGAGAGUUAAUGUGCUUAAGAUAAUCGACCACUCACUACCUAUAUUGGCUUACCUCCGUAAAGCAUACGUUUCUCCUAUCAGUUGUGAUGCAUUUCAUGUAGGUUGUAUCCCUGGUACUCUUUUUCCUUUCUGA